AUUUGGUUAUUAGAUUCUAAGAUCGUAAGCAUGAUCAUGGUGUUUUUUUAAGUAUAUAAAAAGGUUAUGCCUUCGUCUUACUGAAUAAUGAAUAUUCAUUUAAUGCAUGGAAAAAAUUAAAAUGUACGGUCUAUCCUUUUUAUUGUUUCUCAUCUAUUUUAUUAGGUAGUUCUCAUGAUUCCAUGUUUAGUGUUUCGAUCUGUGUGGAAAAUUUCUGAACAACCAAUACCUCAAAUUUCUAAUCUAUUUUGCUGCAUAAUACAUAACUGUUUUAUACAUUAUUCACCAAUCAGCCAUGACGCAAGCAAGAAUUACUGAGAGAGAAUAUAUUUGUAUGUAUGUAUCUACAGCAGUUACUUGUCUUCUUCGAACAUGAAACCACUUUAGAUACAGGAAUCGUGUAUCACAGACCACAUCGUUAGUUCUCCAUUCGUAAGUAGGUACCUAAUAUUUAAUUUAAAACACAAAAAUAAGUUCAAAAUAUAAUGAAUCGAGUGCGUAGUUGUAUGAUAAGGAAUUAUAAGUUAAAUUUUACGGGACAUUACAAAGAAGAACAAAUUAUUCGUACAAUAAAAUCUAUACCACGUCCAAAAGCUUUGCCAAUCAUUGGCAAUAGCUUAGAUUUACUGAAAGGAGGAAGAGGUUCAAGGCUACAUGAAUAUAUUGAUGAACGGCACAGAAAGUUAGGAAAAAUAUUUAUAGAACAAUUUGGGAGUACCGAUUUAAUAUUUUUAAGCGAUGCUGCACUUAUAAAAACUGUAUUUAUUAAUCUAGAAGGAAAAUAUCCUAUGCAUAUAUUACCUGAACCGUGGAUUUUAUAUGAGAAACUUUAUGGGAAGAAAAGAGGUUUGCUCUUCAUGGAUGGAGAAGAAUGGCUGGGAAAUCGACGCAUUAUGAAUAAAUACCUGCUUAAAUAUAAUACAGAUACCUGGAUUAAAGAUCCAGUAACAUAUACAAUUAAUAAAUUUAUAGAAAGUUGGAAGGAAAAGGCGAAAAAAAGUAUCAUUGUAGAUGAUGUUGCAGCCGAGUUUUAUAAAGUCUCAACGAAUGUUGUAAUACAAGUUUUACUUGGCAACGUUACACCGCCGCCAAGCAAUCACCAUGAUGAAUUACUUAGUUUGUUCUCGUCAUCCGUUCAGAAAAUUUUUGAGACAACAACAAAGCUGUACGGUAUUCCAUUAAGUUUGUGUCAACGAUUAAACUUAAAGAUAUGGACGGAUUUCAAAGAAUGCGUUGACUUAUCUUUAUUGUUGGCUAACAAGCUUGUUAAUGAAAUGCUUGCAAUAAAAAAUGAGGGCGAUGGUCUAAUAAAAAGACUUGUUGAUGAAAAUAUCGAUGACGUAAACAUUUCAAGAAUUGUAACCGACUUUAUCAUUGCCGCUGGCGAUACAACGGCAUAUACAUCGCUAUGGAUUUUUUAUUUAUUAUCAAAAAACCCUCAAGAAAUUAAUAAUAUUAGAUGCAAAGGGCGAGACUAUAUUCCAUUUGUAAUAAAGGAAUCUAUGCGACUUUAUCCUGUUGCACCAUUUUUAACACGUAUCAUGCCGAAAGAUUGCUAUUUAGGGGAUUAUGAAGUUAAAGCAGGGACCCCUAUAAUAGCCUCAAUAUACACAUCAGGGCGAGAUGAACAAUAUUUCACUGACCCAGAAAAAUUUCUCCCUUCCCGCUGGGAUAGAAAUUCUAUUAGUAAAGAGAGAUUCAUAAAUCAUGAACCAUCAGCAUCUUUACCAUUUGCACUUGGUGCUAGGUCUUGUGUAGGGAGAAAAAUAGCUAUGCUUCAAUUGACAGAACUAAUUUGGCAGGUUGUGGAUAACUUUGAUUUUGAAUGUCUUCAUAGUGAUAAUAUUAAAGCAAUUACCUCACAAGUCUUAAUUCCAAACAAAUCUUAUGCACUGGAAUUAAAAUUGCUUAAUAAAUAAAUAAAAAAUAUUUUUUUUAAAGGAUUAUUAGUUAUUACAUAUAAUUUUAUAUUUAAUACAAAAUACAUGCAAAAAGUUGGUGUUAUUACAAUUCCAUAUUUUAUCAAAAUAUAAA
Molecule: messenger RNA, 2034 nt
Organism: Colias croceus (clouded yellow)
Lineage: Eukaryota; Metazoa; Arthropoda; Insecta; Lepidoptera; Pieridae
Gene: sad
Product: cytochrome P450 315a1, mitochondrial
Exons: 8
Coding region: 486-1919 (477 amino acids)
Biological process (GO): cellular response to peptide hormone stimulus; cortisol metabolic process; glucocorticoid biosynthetic process
Cellular component (GO): mitochondrial inner membrane
Molecular function (GO): iron ion binding; monooxygenase activity; heme binding
Source: RefSeq, a predicted model, not a curated record